UUUAGAAAUACAUUAUUAGUAAUUUGGAGUUAAAAAUGUACUCCUUGCUUUUAAAUGAUCAACAAACAAAUGUUGCACAGUUAAAUCUUUUUACAAUGUAUUUCAAAAUAAUCUUAGUGUUAAUAUAAGUGGGUUAGAGAAAAAAGUUAAUAAGUUUAUGUGUUUUUUUUUUACAACUUCUGGAUGAUGCAUUUGUCUGAGGAUUUAUACUGAGACAAUUUUGAGAUUGUAAACACAAUACAUCUUGUUAUAAGAGAGAUUUAAUAAAAACUUAAAAAUGUGGUGUAUCUCGUGUCGCUUCUGUAAGCAAAUGCUGGCAAACAAUAUUAAAACAGUCAGGACAAUCUCGGUGGCUGCUAAUGUUAAUAAGAGCAAUGAGUUGGUGCUCCUGGGUCAGAAAUAUACAACAGAUGACUGGACAAAUGUCACGCCGAACAUUAUCGCUAAAUUGGGAAGAAAUUUACACAUUCAGCAACACCAUCCGCUUUCACUUUUACGUCAGCGUAUUGUGAAUUAUUUUUAUGGACAGUUUCGCAGUAAAAGCGGAACUCCGUCGUUCAGUGUCUACGACAAUAUGUGUCCCAUAGUUACGGUCGCGCAGAACUUCGACUCCCUUUUGGUGCCAAAGGAUCAUCCGAGUAGGAAGAAAACCGAUUGUUAUUUUGUAAAUCAGGACACGUUGCUAAGAGCGCAUACCACCGCGCACCAAGCGGAGCUGAUCUCGAUGGGAUUGAAUAAUUUCCUCGUCAUCGGGGACGUGUACAGACGUGAUGAGAUUGAUAGUACGCACUACCCGAUCUUCCAUCAGGUUGACGCGGUCAGAUUGCGUACGUCGCGGGAGAUAUUUCGCGAUGUGAACGAUUCUGAAAGUCUGAAGUUGUUCGAGCACAGAGGGACAGAGAGUCCUGAGCAGCAGGCCUGUCAUAGUUUAGAAGCGGUGAAAAUGAUGGAACAGGAACUGAAAAGUACCCUGACUAGUCUAGCGCAAGCUAUCUUUGGGAAAGAUGUGCAAUGCCGAUGGGUUGAUCAAUACUUCCCGUUCACUCAUCCAUCAUGGGAGCUAGAAAUAUUAUACAAUGACAACUGGCUCGAGAUACUAGGCUGCGGUGUCAUGCGCCAGGAAAUUCUACAGAGAUCCGGUGUCGUAGAUCGGAUCGGAUGGGCGUUCGGACUCGGCUUGGAACGUCUGGCUAUGCGUCUGUAUGAUAUUCCAGACAUACGAUUAUUUUGGAGCAACGAUGAGGGUUUCCUGCAUCAAUUCAAAGUAGAUGAUCCUAAUGCGCGUAUCCAAUACAAGCCCAUCAGUGUAUAUCCACCUUGCACUAAUGACAUAAGUUUCUGGUUGCCGGAAGACGGAAGUUACUCUUCUCACGACUUCUAUGAUAUAGUUAGAGAAAUAGCUGGUGAUAUUAUUGAACAAAUUUCAUUGAAGGACGAAUUCACGCAUCCAAAGACUAAAAAAAUGUCUCAUUGCUACAGCAUAGUGUACAGACAUAUGGAGCGCACAUUAACUAAAAGGCAAGUCAAUGAAAUUCAUCAUCAAAUUCAAAAAAUGGCAGCCGCUAAACUUAAUGUAAUUAUUCGAUAGUUAUAAAUAAAAUCUAUAAAUAAAAUUUUCCUAACAUAAAAAAUAUUUUUAUGUAUAAUCUCAAUAGAUACCUCAGUAAAAUGUGAAUUUGUAUAAACAAUGCAGAUAAUACAGGAAAA
Messenger RNA from Monomorium pharaonis (pharaoh ant), 1707 nucleotides. RefSeq names its product probable phenylalanine--tRNA ligase, mitochondrial (gene PheRS-m). Bases 278 to 1588 code for a protein of 436 amino acids. Gene Ontology annotation, cellular component: cytoplasm; mitochondrion. Gene Ontology annotation, molecular function: phenylalanine-tRNA ligase activity; ATP binding; tRNA binding. The transcript is spliced from 5 exons. NCBI's taxonomy places the organism in Eukaryota, Metazoa, Arthropoda, Insecta, Hymenoptera, Formicidae. The record is from RefSeq and is a predicted model, not a curated record. Gene Ontology annotation, biological process: phenylalanyl-tRNA aminoacylation.